Molecule: messenger RNA, 1356 nt
Organism: Penicillium daleae
Lineage: Eukaryota; Fungi; Ascomycota; Eurotiomycetes; Eurotiales; Aspergillaceae
Product: acyl-CoA dehydrogenase family protein
Exons: 4
Coding region: 1-1356 (451 amino acids)
Molecular function (GO): oxidoreductase activity, acting on the CH-CH group of donors; flavin adenine dinucleotide binding
Source: RefSeq, a predicted model, not a curated record
AUGGCUUCCUCUGUCUCGACGGUCCCUUUUGCCGACCCUCUUUGGCUUAAUCGCUACUACAGCCCAUACUACAACGAGUCACAUCGUCAGCUCCAAAAGGAGGUUCGCGAGUAUGUUGACACUCACAUCGCGCCGUUCUGCGAAGAAUGGGAGAAACAGGGAUUUGUACCGCCAGAGGUUCAAAGGCGCCAUGCAGAACUGGGCUAUACAGCUGUCGCGUCCUUCCCCCUAGCAGCGGAUUACCUCAAUGAUCAGCGGCUCCCAGGCGACGUCAACCCCCGAGAGUGGGACGGAUUCCAUGAUCUCGUUGUCAUUGACGAGCUGGCUCGCUGUGGAUAUUUGGGAAUUAUCUGGGCGCUUGGGUGCGGAAACUCGAUUGGAGGACCACCCGUUAUCAACUUCGGCAACGCAGAGCAGAAGCAGCGAUUCUUGCCUGAUAUGUUGAGCGGAAAGGUCAGAUUUUGCUUGGGAGUGACAGAACCAGAUGGUAAGACGCUUCUGAAUAUUCAAUCAAACAUUGGCCUGCGAGUGCUAAUCAGUUUCCUCAACCCUACAGCUGGAUCCGAUGUUGCUGGCAUUACCACAACCGCUGAGAGAAAGGGCAAUGUGUAUAUUGUCAAUGGUGCUAAAAAGUGGAUCACCAAUGGCAUAUUUGCAGAUUAUUGCACAGCAGCCGUGCGGACCGGCGGGGAAGGUACACAGGGUAUCUCAGCCUUGAUCAUUCCCAUGAAGGCUCCCGGUGUGACGUGCAGGAAGAUUGAGAAUUCGGGCGUUCAUGCCAGUGGUUCGACUUAUAUUGAAUUUGACCAAGUCAAGGUUCCCGUGGCCAACUUACUCGGCGUCGAGAACAAGGGAUUCCCCGUUAUCAUGAAUAACUUCAACCACGAGCGUCUAUGGCUAGCCUGUACAUCCCUCCGUAUGGCCCGAGUCUGUGCUGAAGAUUCCUACAAGCACGCCAUCUCUCGUGAAACCUUCGGCAAGAAGCUCAUCGAGAACCAAGUCGUCAGAUCAAAAUUCAGCGCCAUGGCUCGUAGUCUGGAUUCCACUUAUGCUUGGAUGGAGCAGCUUGUCUAUAUUUCCGAGGAGGCAAAGCGGAAUGGCGCUGACGCUGGAAUGGGGGGUCUGUUCGCAAAUCUGAAGGUACUCGCGGGCCAGACUCUAGAGAAGGUGAACCGAGAGGCGCAGCAAGUUAUGGGUGGACUUGGAUACUCGAAGAAUGGACGCGGCGCAAGGAUCGAGCAAAUUAGCCGUGAUGUGAGGGUUAUGGUAGUAGGUGGUGGGAGUGAAGAGAUUUUAUCCGAGCUGGCGGUCAACCAGGAAACCAAGGUGAUGAAGAAGCUACAGAGUAAGCUUUAG